Molecule: messenger RNA, 3348 nt
Organism: Solanum lycopersicum (tomato)
Lineage: Eukaryota; Viridiplantae; Streptophyta; Magnoliopsida; Solanales; Solanaceae
Product: phosphatidylinositol 4-phosphate 5-kinase 6-like
Biological process (GO): phosphatidylinositol phosphate biosynthetic process
Cellular component (GO): plasma membrane
Molecular function (GO): 1-phosphatidylinositol-4-phosphate 5-kinase activity; ATP binding
Source: RefSeq, a predicted model, not a curated record
UAAUUUAAACAUAUAAAAAAGAAAAAAGAGCUUUAACUAAAUAAAAAACCAGUCAUUGAUUUGUUCAGCUCUUUUGCUAUUCCAUCAACCUAACAACUUCUGUUUCAAAGUAUUCCUAAUACACCAAAUUCCUGAAAAGCUGAAAAAAGGAACAAAAAGAUAAAUCCAGUUCAGCAAAUCAAUCUAAGAAACAUAGAGAAAAAAUUGUUCAUUUUUUUUUCUAAUGUUAAUUUGCAAAGCCAGCUUUUUUUUAUUUUUUCCAAUACAAUAGCUAGCUUCUCCAUCAAUUUGGUAUAUUUAAAAAACCAAAGAAAAUCCAGAGUUUUUUCAAGAAAUGAGCCCAAAACAUGAUAUAACAAUAAAGAUUGGAUUUUUUUUGUGUUUUUUGAUCUUGGGUAGUUAUAGAAAUGAUUGUUGAUGUUCAUGUGAAGCUCACAUUGGUGAUUCAAAUGAAGAUUGAUUUGGGUUAAAGGAGGAAGGAAAAGGGGUUAUUGGUGGAAUUUAAAAGGGAACGGAGAAAUUUUUAAAAGGGAUUAUUGUUGAGAGAUGAGCAAAGAACUUAGUGGCAUUUUGAAGGCCUGUAGGGAUUUCACAGUAAAGAAAGCAACUGCAAAGAAAAGAGCCAAAAACAUCAUUUUUACAACAAUGUCAGUGGCACAUGUUGAUGAUGACCUUGAUGCCCCUGGUGAGGUUUAUUAUGCAGAGAAAAUAUUGAACAAUGGGGAUAUUUAUACGGGGAAAUGGAGCGAUAACUGCCCCAAUGGACAGGGGAAGUAUUUGUGGUCAGAUGGUUGUAUGUAUGUUGGUGAUUGGGUUAAAGGGAAGACAAUGGGGAAGGGAAAGUUCAGUUGGCCUUCUGGUGCAACCUAUGAAGGCAAGUUCAAGAACGGUUAUAUGGAUGGUGAAGGGACUUAUACAGGGUGCUCGAAUGAUACGUAUAGAGGUUCUUGGGUGAUCAAUAUGAAACAUGGUAAAGGAACAAGGGAUUAUGUGAAUGGAGAUCAUUAUGAAGGAGAAUGGCGUCGUGGGCAGCCAGAUGGACAAGGGAGAUAUCAAUGGAUCAAUGGGAAUCAAUAUAUUGGACAAUGGAGAAAUGGGAAAAUGAAUGGUAAUGGUACAAUGAUUUGGGCUAGUGGGAAUAGGUAUGAUGGUUCUUGGGAAGAUGGAUUUCCUAAAGGGAAUGGCACGUAUCGAUGGGCAGAUGGGAGUUUUUAUGUUGGUAUUUGGAGUAAGGAUUCUAGGGAGCAGAGUGGGACUUAUUAUCCUUCAGGUUCACAAACAGGUACUUUCGAUUGGGAUCCUCAGGAUGUGUAUUCAAAUGAUCUACUAGGAUGUCAGAUUAGUCCAGGUGAAAGAAUAUCAGCUUACCCUUCACAAAAAAUGGUUACUUGGCCAUGUGAAGGGGAAUUUCUGCAGAAGUUGCCAAUAGCCAAGUCUCCAAAAGCAAAUAAUGCAGGACCUAAGCGAAAUUCUGUGGAUGGGAGGUUGAGCAAUGGAGAUGGCUACGGCUGGGGUUCAGAAACUGAUGCAGCUUCAAAUAGUGUAUUAUCAGAACAACCAAGAGAGUCAAGUGAAGAAACCAGAAGCAUUCGAACUGACGAUUCAGAUAAUUCAAGAGGAUUUCAACCACAUUGCAUCAAAAUUCAACCCAACAAGAAGCCAGGAACAACAAUAUCAAAAGGGCAUAAAAACUAUGAGCUCAUGCUUAAUUUGCAGCUGGGAAUAAGACAUUCUGUAGGAAGGCCUGCUCCAGCUACAUCACUUGAUCUAAGAGCUACAGCUUUUGACACUAAAGAAAAGGUAUGGACAAAGUUCCCAACAGAAGGAUCCAAGCAUACUCCUCCACACCAGUCGUGUGAGUUCAAAUGGAAGGAUUACUGCCCGUUAGUUUUCAGGACCCUUAGAAAACUGUUUAAAGUGGAUCCAGCUGAUUACAUGAUAUCUAUAUGUGGAAAUGAUGCACUUCGAGAGCUCUCAUCCCCGGGAAAAAGUGGAAGCUUUUUUUACUUGACCAACGAUGACAAGUACAUGAUCAAGACCUUAAAGAAGGCAGAAGUAAAAGUUCUUUUAGGAAUGCUUCCAGCUUACUACAAUCACGUUCGAGCAUUUGAGAACACUCUAGUUACUAAAUUUUUUGGUCUUCAUUGUGUGAAAUUGACUGGACCUGCCCAGAAGAAGGUUCGCUUUGUCAUAAUGGGGAACUUGUUCUGUACUCAGUAUGCCAUUCACAGACGUUUUGACUUGAAAGGUUCUUCCCAUGGCCGUGUUACUGAGAAAUCUGAAUCUCAAAUUGACUCCACUACUACUCUCAAGGACUUGGAUCUCAAUUUUAUAUUCAGGCUGCAGAAAGUUUGGUUCCAAGAGUUCUGCAGGCAAGUGGACCGCGACUGUGACUUCCUUGAACAGGAGAGAAUCAUGGACUACAGUCUUUUGGUGGGAGUUCACUUCCGAGAAGUUUCAGGUUCUGGUGAACCAGUCACAACUGAGACGUGUAAUUCUGGAGUUCGGACUCCUACUGCUAAUGCAGACCAGAAUGGUGAUGUAUCAACUCCUCGAAUUUCCAGGGCUGACAUGGAUCUUCUUUUUGAUCCUUCAGGGUGGGCUUCCAUUAGAUUGGGUAUCAACAUGCCAGCAAAGGCUGAAUUAACAGUAAGAAGAAGUGAUUUCGAGGCACAGCUAGUGGGAGAGCCUACAGGGCAGUAUUAUGAUGUCAUCAUAUUCUUUAGUAUAAUCGAUAUCCUACAGAAUUAUGACAUAAGCAAGAAGCUGGAACAUGCAUAUAAAGCAUUUCAAUAUGAUCCAACCUCAAUCUCGGCAGUUGAUCCCAAGCAGUAUUCAAAACGUUUUCGGGACUUCAUAUUACAAGUUUUUGCAGAAGACACCUGAGAUUUCAGAAAAGCUAGUAGACCUUCCACGGUAUUCCUUGAGGUAACCAUGCUAACCCACACAACAGUGAUGAGAACUAUAUGGUCAUGAAAGCUCGGACACUUGCUCCUGGAACGAGGGGUUCUGGCUAUGUGCCCCAUCAAGACAAGCAGCCAUGGCAAAAGAAGGGCACUGAACAUGCUUUUUCCUUUUAUGUUUCUAUAUAGUUACAUGCAUAUAAUCCAUAACUCAGAAAGGCAUAGAUUAGUUUUGUGAGUAAAUGUCCAGCCAUGUAAUUUUUAAGCCUGCCUGACCCAAUUGUACAUGAAAAUAGAAGGGUGAAGCUGAGGUAGGGUGGAUUUUUCUUGCAAACCAAUUUUUUGAUCUAGAGUGACGAGUCUCUGGAAAUCUACUUAUGGAAUAAACAUGUAUAGCGCGUCAAAGGGGAAAAAGAGGAAAUUGGAAGUCUUUAUUUUGGCAAAA